This is a messenger RNA of Penaeus indicus, 3608 nucleotides long. Its product is annotated as solute carrier organic anion transporter family member 74D-like. The record is from RefSeq and is a predicted model, not a curated record. Gene Ontology annotation, biological process: sodium-independent organic anion transport; transmembrane transport. Gene Ontology annotation, molecular function: protein binding. Bases 753 to 3608 code for a protein of 951 amino acids. Gene Ontology annotation, cellular component: plasma membrane. Lineage: Eukaryota; Metazoa; Arthropoda; Malacostraca; Decapoda; Penaeidae. The transcript is spliced from 11 exons.
CAGCUGUUAGGGAGUGCUCACGCCUCUCUCAAAGAGCGGCUCCGUUCGGAUUAAGACUGAAAUAUGACUCGAGGAUGGCCAGCUAACAUCAUACGUCAACAACAAACAAGUGCUCAUCGUUAAGAGACACGUCUGUUGCGGCGAACAGCAGUUUCGUCAGCAAUGCAAACGCAACAGUGUCAGCAACUCGGUGUCAGCCACAGCUCUUUCAGUCAGUGCAGAGUUUUUACCAAGACGGGUCAUACCUAAUGUCUAUCUAAGCGUGAGCCAGAAUAUAUCUACGGAGGUUGAUGACACGCGCUUAGAAAGGGGAAACUUGAACCAUUGUCCUGAAAGGCACCUGCUGGCUCGUGUUCCUCGGUGUCCAGUUGUGUUGUGAGCAUCAUGGUGUACGGGCUUUGUUUCGCGAAUACGUGCAAAACAGGUAUGGAAAAAAAACUGACAGUGAUGUGAACUUUUGUUGGUGGCAUGUGUGUUUUGGGGAACUCAAAUUACGGUGAAACAGUGUGUGUUUUUCCCUCUCUUUCUUAGAAAUUGAAAAGCGACGAGACUGAUAAAUAAUCCAUGGGCAAAAAACAGAUUUCGGUAGACUAUGUGGAACCUGUGUAUAUAAAUCCUUUCCAUAUGAUAUUCGCCUUACCUCUGCAUCAUGGACAAAGGAAAAAAAACAUUCGUAUUGCACUUAAAACGUCAGAAGAGGAAUGAUCUUAAAUGGAAAGAAAACUGAGAUGCGAUCGCUGUAGUUAGCCAUCAUGUCAAAAAGACUAAGAAUACGGUUUCGGCGGCGCGACCGGGAGGGGUACGAGGCGUCCACGAUCUUCACGAGCGCCGUGCGAUCGCUGUUCCUCCCCCUCCUGGACACCUCGGGGGAGUCCGACCAAGCGGAGCCCAAGAAGAAAGGCAGCGGCCAGAAGUCCGACGGGAAGCAACCUCCGAAAGUCUCCGAGCCCGAGGAGAAGCCUCUGGUCAAUGAUGCUGAGGAAUGCGGUGAUGCUGAAUCGCCGCGCCGCCCGUCCGCCGUCAACAUUCCCCGCAUUGACGUGCCGCAGGAGAGCGAGGAGGUCGUACCUGUGCCACUCGUUCUGCCAUCCGACGAGCAGCCCGGCUCUGGCCUGCAGCCCAUUUCGACGGAGUUUCGACAAGUCUCCCCCACGUUCCGUCGGGGCAGAUUUUCUAUUACGGAACUCGAAGUAGUGAAUAUAGACACUGAAAGACUAAGGAAAAUAAGGGCAGACAGUGACGGGCAAGAGCAGUCGCCAUCACCCUCUGUAAAAGAUGAUAGUAAAGAUGAUACAACUGACGACGAGAGGCCCGUUCAGAGCAGCGCCGAUUCUAAAUCCUCUCGAGACAAAAAUGACAGCGGGGUCUCCUCGUCUUCAGGCUGCGACAAAACGGACUCACAGGACCAGACCAGCAAUGCAGACCUCCAACAAAGCCAGCAGGAAAGACCAGCGACGCCGCAGUCGGACACUCAGGAGAGAGAGGCCAGGAAAAGUCCGAGCCUGACGCCGGUGGACAAAGACGGCCGUAACGGGUUCUUUAUCCCUACCACGCCCACAGUCCGCCGCGGGCGCUUCAACGUGACGCAGCUCGAGAUCAGCACUUCGGAGAGCUCCUGCGAGAGGUCCGACAGGCCCCAGCCCGACGACACGUGCUACAACAUAGACGACCUUCGGGACGACGAAAAAGAAGACGACGAGCAGACGAGCUACAGCUUCACGAAGCCCCUGAAGAGCAUCCUCAGAAGGCACUCCGAUGCCGACACCACGACGCUGGAUUCCGAGACGGCGGCGAUGCUGGCGGAGGACGCGGCGGGGGGCGCGACGGACGAGGACGCCAGGACCCCUUCCACGGAGGAGGAGGGAGAGCAGGAGAGCUCGACGCUGGCCCGCCUCCCCUUCACCCCGCGCCACCUGGACGACAUCCUGCAGCCUCCGGUGCACCUCCAGCGGAAGAAGAGCGUGAGGUUCACCGAGCCGAUGCUAGACAAGAUUUGUUUCGCGCCGACAAGAGACGAUGAGAGGGACAAGAACACGAUGAAUGGAGGAAGCGACAGCACGGAGGACAGGGAGGAGGAGGAGGGGAGUGAGGAGGACAGGGGAGCCGAGGCGAAGCGGUUCAGUCUCGCUUCGUGGAGACCGCGGUGCCUGGAGCAACAUAUGGUAAAGAAAGAGCUCUAUGUCCUAUUGUAUAUUCUCGUGGGCUUAGUGCACGGCGCUGCUCUGACGUACACCAUUUCUGUCAUAUCGACCGUUGAAAGGAGAUUCGGAAUGAACAGCAGACUGACAGGAUCGUUGCUCGCCGGCCAUGACAUGUCGCAGGUGAUCUUCUCGCUGACCCUCAACUACCACGGCAGGUGCAGUCACCGCCUCCGUUGGAUCGGCGUCGGGAUGGUGUUCGUGGUGGUGGCCUGCCUCUCGGCUGCCAUCCCGCAUCUCCUGUUCGGCUUUGGGCGAGACGGCUUCGGGGCGGAGCUGGUGGGCCUCGUGGAAAACGGCACAUUGGCGAUUGCCGAGAACACGGCAGAACUGUGUUUCUUUGUCGGCGAAGAGACCUGCGGAAGUUACGCCGCGGCAGAAGCGCUCUUGGGCACCGUCCUCCUGCUCUUUAUCUCGCAGUUCUUCAUGGGCAUCGCCGUCACCGUCUUCUACACCGUGGGAGUCACGUUCUUGGACCACAACAUUGACAGGAGAACGUUUCCGCUCUAUUACGGCGUGACCCUGAUGCUGAGGGUCCUGGGUCCCGUGCUGGGCUACCUGCUCGGCUCGCUCUUCCUCAAGGCGUGGAUCGACCCUGCCAAGGCGCCGAGGCCCGCCUACAAGAACUCGGAGUUUCUCGACGUUUGGUGGACCGGGUCCCUGUGUAUCUUGUGUGGUCUCGCGGUCUCUGGAAGUCUGUCGUUCCUUUUCCCUCGCCAUGUUCCCGAGUCGUUCAGAAGAAUGAGGAAGAUCCUAGCGAAGGAGGAAGUCGAGGAGGAGGCGAGUCCUGCAGAAUCGAAGGCGAAGGAAUCUCAGUUCAGACAGAUUCUGAAAGAAACCUGGGAAUCAGCCAGGCGAAUUUUCACCAACAAGAUCUGGGUGUUAAACCUCUUCAGUACAACUCUUUUCGCCCUUGCCGUGUCCGGGUACUGGAGCCUGAGGCCGAAGUACCUCGAGAGCCAGUUCAGAAAGCGGCCGAUGGACGCCAACUUCUAUAUAGGUCUCUCGAGCCUCCUUUCGCCCAUGUUCGGGAUGGGUCUGAGCGGUGUCAUCCUGCUGUGGAUGCGGCCGAAGGUGAAGGUCUUGAUGGGGUACAGCGUCUUCGUUACGCUCUGCGGCGGCGCUGCGUACGUCGGCCUCAUCUUCGCCGGCUGUCCGAAGCUCGACAUUGUUGGUCCCGUUGCAGGAUCUCUGACGCCUCCGUGUUCAGCUGACUGCGGGUGUUCGGGCAGGUUCUCUCCAAUGUGUUCUGAAGACCAGAUAACACUGUUUUAUUCGCCCUGUUAUGCCGGCUGUACUUUGGCCAACACCUCUGCAAACCCCACUGUAGGUCGAGUGCUUACUGAACAAAUGGUUGUUAUUGUAGAGACCGAGUGUGAACACGUAUUAACAGUAAUUGAGAUUAAGUAA